CCUUGGAAUUAAUGUAUCCAGAAAUCUUUAAAGAAGAGAAAGCAGAUGGAGAAACCUGAGGAUGAGGAAUCAUUCAGGACUCUGAAGACGAAGGUGGAGACCAAAGAGACUGAGUUAUACACCAAAGAAAAUGAGCUCAUACGAAUAGAAGCUGAGCUCCAGCAGCUCCUGGAUGAUAAAGACACGAUGGAGGAGGAGGUGGCACUCAACGAGUUGUUGAGAAUCUGUGCUGCUCUGAUUGAUCCUGCUCUCGCCUUAGGUAAGUGGUGGAUCAUGUCCAGGCAGAAGAUCCGGGAGGAGAUACAGAGGAGGACGGAGGAGGCCCAGAGCAACAUUAACAUCCUGCAGGCCAAAUCAAAGGAGGAGAAACAGAGAAGACAGGAUGCAGAGAAGGAAGUGAAAUCCUUGAAGAGCCAGUUGGAGUCCGUGAAAAAUGAGCUGGAAGAACAAAAACAGAAGACAGCGGAAGAACAGAAGAAACGAGAGGCUGCCGAGAGUAAAGUGAAAAGGCUACAGAGUCAGUUGGACUCCAUGAAUAGUAAUAACAAUAAUUAGGUUCAUCAAAUUAUUAUUAACUUUCUCAAUGACUGACUUGUUGUCCACUCAGUUGUUCUCAGCUUUGUCACUGAAAAUGUCAGAAUGUAAAAAAUCAGGACAACAUAUGCAGAUGUUUAAUGUUGUGUAAAACAAGGAGACACUAUGAAGUACUGAUUGUUAAGAAGAGGCCACUUUUCCCAGAAUUCCCAUA
Mugil cephalus (flathead mullet) is the source of this 748-nucleotide messenger RNA. Its product is annotated as myosin-11-like. The record is from RefSeq and is a predicted model, not a curated record. Lineage: Eukaryota; Metazoa; Chordata; Actinopteri; Mugiliformes; Mugilidae. Bases 46 to 555 code for a protein of 169 amino acids. The transcript has 6 exons.